Messenger RNA from Botrytis byssoidea, 675 nucleotides. RefSeq lists its product as uncharacterized. The transcript has a single exon. The record is from RefSeq and is a predicted model, not a curated record. The coding region runs from base 1 to 675 and encodes 224 amino acids. Lineage: Eukaryota; Fungi; Ascomycota; Leotiomycetes; Helotiales; Sclerotiniaceae.
AUGGCUCCUCCGGUCUAUAAUGAUAACACUGAAGACAAUUAUCGAACUGAUUUAGAUGACUGGACUGUCAUUUGUCAAUUCUGUCUCAAACCCGUCUCGGCAACCAGGCCUCCUUUUUACAAUGAGGUUAACUGUAGUUGCUCAGGGCUUGGCACUCAUUCUGCUGGCAUAAUCUCGGUCACUCAGCAUGAUACCCAAUUGUGGGAGCCAAAUAUUACUGGUUAUGAAGAACCUGCCUAUACAUAUCAACGACCUGUCCAGGGAUAUGCUUCCUCAUACAACCAGACUUCAACUCCGCAUGAAGAACUUCUUGUUUAUGAGAACAGCAAAAAGUUCAGGGACUUCGAAACCAACUGGAACGAUGAUGAUCUCAAAAAUGGUACCAAAAAUACUCAAGACCAGCCAUACUCUGUCGGAGGCCAUUCAUGGGCUCUCCGUUCCUGGCUGAAGGAAAACGAGUCUUCAUACACUCUCGCAUCCAAAUCUUCAUCAAUGAAGGCAAAGAAGGGAAGCAAGCGAGGUGACUCCAGUAUUCAUAACUCUGGUAGUAGUUUGGAACUCGGACAACACGGAUGGGGACCUGAUCCUCUCAUAGAGACUGGUGCUUGGACGAGUGAUCAGUACCAAGAUACAAUUGAGAACACAUUGGCCAUGAGUGGCAUGAACGAUUCUUAG